AUGGAGGAGUUGGUGGAGGAUGACAUCUGUAUUUUGAACCAUGAAAAAGCAGACCAUGCUCAUAAGAGAGAUGGGGAGGUUCCUGUUUCAUCUUACAGCGGAGAUGAGUCUGUUGCCUCGCAUUUUGCACUUGUCACUGCUUAUGAAGAUAUCAAGAAACGGCUGAAGGAGACAGAGAAGGAGAACUCCUUCUUAAAGAAAAGAGUGAGGCUUCUAGAAGAGAAGCUGCUUGGCUCCCGACUGGAAGAGGAAUGUGGUUCAGUUGGACGGGAACAAGUAAAUAAGGCAUACCAAGCCUAUCGAGAGGCCUGCAUCGACCGAGAUAAUCUGAAAAGCAAACUGGAUAAAAUGAUGAAAGAAAAUGCAGAAUCCUUGAAAACCUUGAAUGAACAGCUGCAGUCUAAAGAAGUAGAGCUGUUACAGCUGAGAACUGAAGUGGAAACUCAACAAGUGAUGAAAAACCUGAACUGUACUCAGUCCAGCUGGGAAAUAGAGAAGCUGAGCAGUGACCUGAAAGUGCGUAGUCUGGAACAGGAUCUGGAAGAGCUCAGGCAAGAGUGCAACAGUCUCAGAAAUGAAUUGCAAAAAUCCAAGCAGAAGGACCAGACUCAAGACAAAAAUCCGUUAAAUGGAGACCUUCUGGGCCAUGACAUCCAGAGCGUGCAACAAGCGUACUGGGAGCUGAGGAGAGAGACGUCUCAUCUGCGCCUAGUGACUGACAUGCAGGCCGAGGUUCUGCGGACACUGAAAACAACCCCAGCAGCCACCAAGAAAGCUGGCUCUGUGGCACCAGCACCGUGUGGUUACCGGAACGUUUCAAAGCAGAGUUUGACGCCUGGGGUGGUCUACAAAAAACCUCCCCCAGACGACCGAGUUCUCAGCAGUGCCGUGUCUCCCCCUCUGCUGAGAGGUGCGAAACCCCCACCUGAAAGGGGGACUUUGGAAGCAUGGACAGAUGAGAGACUCGUUCUGGCUGAUGGCAAGGUGUUUCAGGAUCACCACUCUUACGGAAAGAGCUCUCUGGAAGACAAUUCCUGGGUAUUCCCAAGUCCUCCAAAGCCUAACGAGAAUGUCUUUUGGGAAAUGAGAAAUAAGACAGCUUUGUUAAACUCUCCAGCAGAUUACCUGGAUCAGUGUAACCAAAACUGUCUGCCCAAGAGUUAA
Molecule: messenger RNA, 1164 nt
Organism: Eurypyga helias (sunbittern)
Lineage: Eukaryota; Metazoa; Chordata; Aves; Eurypygiformes; Eurypygidae
Gene: AZI2
Product: 5-azacytidine induced 2
Exons: 7
Coding region: 1-1164 (387 amino acids)
Biological process (GO): canonical NF-kappaB signal transduction
Cellular component (GO): cytoplasm
Source: RefSeq, a predicted model, not a curated record